UUUUGUAUUUCACCUUUAUCUAACCAGGAAAAACUCGCUGCGGUGAAAAAUCUCUGUCAAAAAAGACACAUGGGUUUAGACACAAUUUCAACUUAAACCGUAAACAAGCACACAUUUAAAAGGAUCUACAAUUAGAUAUAUUUAUUUCUAAGUCCUUCGUGCCAACAUAAAAGUGUUCAGAAAUACCAGUUUUGUUGUGCUGUACCUUUGGACGGUGCCACCUCGCUGGCAGUCCGGUCCGGGUUUUCUCGCCGUCCCAGCGGUGUCCAACUGUCACCGUCUGUUGCUCCUGGAGGAGAGGCGGGUAAAAUGUAAACACUGGGUCCUUCACCAUGGAGACUUUCUUUAGUUGUUACUCGAUAGACUUCAUCCUUCCUUUCUCAGUAAACCGGAAACUUCUACCAACCCAAUUCCUACGUGUUGGUGUGUCGAGCUGAGUAGUUGGUCAUGAAAUAAACAGCAUACCGACASGGAACGUUAUGUUAGCUAACUUAGCUAGCUGCUACUAGCCGGUGUCAGCUAGCGUUAGCAAACAUUAUUGGUGUAGUUUAGAUUUGUUAAUACCCUCAGUUACCGACGACUGUGUCCUCAUGCAACUUGAUGGAGAACUACGCAGAGUUUGCACAGCUUUGUCUCUCUAGACUGAAGAWAAAUGAGGCAGAAGAGGAGGAACACCGCAGACCUUUAUCAGCAUCCUCCCUCAUCCGCUUCUAUGGACGACCUAUCCUUCCUCCACUGCUCUCAGGGAAACAGAGAGAAGAGAUGAGGCGACACAGAAACGAAGCACAGGAAGCUAAAGGCAACAGAAAGCUCAAGGAUGACUCCAGAAUGGCCUAUGUGCAAACUAUCCUGCACAGUGUUCAGCUGAGAAAGACACCAACACUGCAGGAUUUACUCCAAGAAACGGAGACUAAAUUGGAAUUUUCACACUUGUAUAACAACGGCAGGUUCUCCGGGUCCUGCAGUGAUGUUUCCUUUGGAACCAGGGAAAGUCUUUCACCAGGACCUGCCRGGAAAUUAAAGAAUGGCAUCGCCCAGCCUCCAAAGAUUUCCACAACAUACAGUGCCUGUAUUCCUUCAAGUAAGCCGCCUCAGCAAAGUUUCCAGGAAGAAUACCUUACUGAGCGACUGGACUGCCAACAAGGAUCACAGCCAUGUUCCUUUAAUGCUACAAGCCACCAGUCACUAUCCUCAGGCUAUGUCACUUGUGAGAAUCAAGAAAACGCCACAGCUGAUUCUGUCCGGACGACAGAAGAAACGAACAACAACGGUGKCUUUUUCCUUCACAGCACCUCAAAUACAAUCGCCAAGAUGCCUGAUAUUAUCAGCCAUCCUCCCAUAGAUGGAGAGGAGCUAGAGAGGACUGGACUCGAGUCGUUUUUUUGYACAAACAUGAUGGGACCUAAAGAUCUGUGUAGCACCUCAUUUCACAUCGAUUCACUGAGAUGUGACCCUUUAAGAGCCCAACAGCCUGAAUCCAGUGGUCCACACGGUCGGAACAAAGAGGUCGACAUUCCUUUUACAGCUCAUCUAAACCCUGCCAGGAAUAACAGCACAGAAACAAAUGAUGGAUCGUUUGCUUUGUCAGAAAAAAACAGCCUGUCAGACAAUGCAGAUUUACAGCGGUCGCUAAAUCUGACGGAAGUCGUCCAUGUUCAGAAACCCCCCAGCAAGGCKGAGGCAGAACCUGCAGACAUUGAGAUUGACGUAGCUGACUUAAAGCAACCCGAGGAGUCUCGUCCUCUGAGCCUCCAGGCUUUGCUGAAGAAGUCUCAGGAGUAUCGGCGGCGCCAGCGAAUGCUGAGGAACCAAGCCAAAAACACUAAAAUGCACCAGGAGAGAACGCAGGAGAAGCCAAAAGAGCGAGCGGAGGAGCCGAACCUGUCUGACAAGGAGAACGAUGAGUUACAUCACAAGUGCGCUGUGAYGGUAGAGGGCAAAAAGACCAAGGAGGGGAGAGGCAUUCUUAUCUGGUCGGAGGAACCCUCGCCUCAGAAACCCUGGAAAACAAACAGGAUUGARUGCGAACGCGUAGCAAAAGAUGGGAAAGCAAUGGAACACUUCAGCAUUGAAGAAGAAACAUUCUUAAAAAACAAGCUGAACAGUUCUGAAGAAGUCAUAGCGACACCUAAACAGGUCAGUGUUUUGAUUCAGCAGCAGCAGUCUUUGAUGAAAACCUCCCUUAUCCAAGGAAUGUUUAAUGAGCCACCUGGUCUGCCGUCUUUUCAUGGAGGAGUCGAGAAGUACCGUUCUGUCCCAGUCCCAAGCUUCUGUCUGAGUCCCGUUCCCUGCAAAAAUAAAACWGUCAAUGCUGCAGSAACACCAGAACUCAAAUCCGAUUCCAGUUCUGACUUUAAUGAGGUCAGAGUUAAGGACAUAAACCUCRAUCGCCAAAAGAGCCCARCGGCAGUUCCUUCUGGGAAUGUCAUCGUUGGAGACGAUGCCACAAGCAUGUUCGCCAAAGGUUCGCUGCACAUCGAUGAGCUCGAGUCCAACCUGUGCAGUCUGAAGGUGCUGAUCUCAGAUCUGGAGUCAACAGUCAAAGAGAACUUGGACAAUCACCGGGAACCUAACUGCAGCGUGCAAAGUGAUGAGAACCUUGAGAGCAGCAAGGACUAUGAACAAAUCGAAAACGCCAAUCCGGAUAAUUCCUCCUGCUGUUUGGAGGACACACAGGAUGCUGCUAAUGAUGAUGAYGAUGGUAAUGAAGUAGAUGACUUAUGGCAAAGACAAUCAUUCAUUCAGUUUAAGAACAUGGAUAAAGAUGUGGGACCUAAUCCAAGGUCAAGUCUCAGGGAUGUUUCCCUACAGAACGGCUCUGAGAUCAUUAAACUAAGCCARCRUAGUCAGGUCCGAGCCUCAGUGAAAGAAAACAGAAAUGAGAUGAGUGCAGAAAGAGGAGGCAGCKGUAAUACGCAGCGUGGUGUUUCCAAAACGGAGCAACUCCCUUCGAAAAAUACAAUGUCCGUAGCACAGCAGAUGCGAAUACCCAGUAUUUUCCGAAAUGUUACCUGCAAAAACGUCCCUGCAGCUCACCUUUUACAUCUUAAGGAAAGAGUGGGGAAUAUAGCUGCUGGCGCUGAGGGCCCCGCCCCCUCACAGUUUCUUAAUCGGUCGUAUGACGUGGACACGCCGUCGGACCUUUGGUUGCAGGAAGGAUCAGGRUCCGACCUCGGUUCACAGCGUAGCUACAAUCAGACAAAGGGUCUGACUCCAGAGAGUUGUGGUGAGGAUCAGUCAGGGGUGUCUAAGGUCAAACGGAGACUGCUCAUGCAUGUGACCGAGGGGACCGUGGAGAUGAAUGAAGGAAGRGGCCGAGCAGUGGACUCUGUGGUUGGACCAAACUCCGGCGCUCCUACAGCUGGGGUGUAUUUGUCUGAAGACUGCGGCUUCCAGAAACAAGAGACACUGAAAAGUAAACAAGAGCGACUGAAACAGAUCCAUGCAGCUCAAGUCCGAGCCCUGCAAGAGGAGCACAGGAAGCAGCAGGAAGAACUCCUGCAGGUGAGAUCAUUCAAAACAUGAUUUGGCAACUCUGAGGGAGUAAUUUAAUGUGAUUAAGAUAACAGAUCUGUGCCWACAAAUUURAAUACCACAAGUACAGACCGUAGUCAGUAUUUAUGUUUUAUUUAAAAGUCCUAGUUUCAUUUGUUGGCCAAGUGCAKUGAGUGCRUCUGUGUAUGUGUUAKGUGCCAGCACAGGUCAUGCAGAUUGUGUAGAAACCCUAUUGCAUGGUCUUUUUUGUUUGAAAACAAAUCUUUUAUAUCAAAAUAUCAGAGUUUAUAGAACAUGCUUUCACAAGUACAUUGGUUUCGGAUCCCCACCUAUUUGUUGUUUAGCAUUCACAUAUUUCUCUGAUUUGAGUGGCGCGUCACUCAAAAAYAUUGGCGGAAAAUCCGCCUAUUCGAGUACUUUUUUUYCCCCCUAGAACUAAUCUAAAAUGUUCGAAAGAAAAUGCAACUUGGGAAGCAGAAAUAACUUGGCGCUAUGCUACUUGACACGCUGUUGGCUGGCGUUCGCAAAUCCCGGAGCACCAUUCGUUGUCCUUGGCACCGAUUGGCGAUGGACGGUUGUGGUCCACUUAAAUUAUUCUGUAGUUGAAUAACAUGGACAGUCUGUCCAACCAGGAAGAAAUCCUGUGGUUCUUCUUAUUUUUCAAAAGUGUAGGACUUGUUAAAGACAAGUUGCCAAAAAAACAGCUCUUGUUUUGUUUUUAUGAUCCGCCUUAAUCGUCAAAUCAAGAGACAGUCCUGAGAAGUCAAAUUAGAUUUUGAUUACUUCAAUAU
Molecule: messenger RNA, 4286 nt
Organism: Poecilia reticulata (guppy)
Lineage: Eukaryota; Metazoa; Chordata; Actinopteri; Cyprinodontiformes; Poeciliidae
Source: RefSeq, a predicted model, not a curated record